UCUGGUCGGACAGUUUUCAGGGCUGGACGGAUUCCGUUGACAUUGCUGUUACCAAACCAGGUUUCAGUGGAGGAACCUCCGUGAGUCUGCAGCCCGCUCCCCGGCUCAAACAGCGUGUCUCCGUGCAGUCAUGUACCGGCGGCCGCUGCAGUUCGCCGCCAGAAGCUUCGCUCGUGUGUCCGCCUGCAGGGCCGCGUCCGCGGGGAAGGUGUUUGAUAAGGAAGCCUGUUUCAGAGCUCUGGCAGCCUGUCAGCAGGCUGGUGUCUCCUCUCCGUUUGUAACGCCGUGCCGGACGCUACAUGUCACCACGCAGCUCUGUAACGUGAAGGAGACACGCCAGCACACAGAGGAGGAGGUCGGCGCCUUCACAAAGCUCAUCGAGGCGAUGGGUUUCACAGGACCGCUCAAAUACAACAAAUGGAAAAUCAAGAUUGCUGCUUUGCGGAUGUACACUUGCUGCGUGGAGAGAAUCAACUACGAUGAGUUCUUUGAAAAGUGCACCCUCCCCGACACGCUCAACUCUUGGUUCCUGGUGGCACAACUGCACGUAUGGAUGUGUUUGGUGCGAAUGCGUCAGGAGGGCAGAGAGGGGAAGUACAUGUGCCGUUACAUUGUGCACUCCAUGUGGGAGGAUGUGGAACAGAGGAGCAAAAUCAUGGGGAUCGAUGCCAUCCACAGAAAGGAAGCGAUGAAAGCAAUGACCGAAACCUUCUAUGCAGCGAUAUUUGGAUACGACGAGGGAGUCUUGUCUGAUGACUGUGUGUUGGCUGCGGCUCUGUGGAGAAACCUGUUCAAUCGUCAGUGCGAAGACCCCAGACAGCUUGAGCUCAUGGUGGAGUAUGUACGCAAACAGAUGCAGUACAUCGACGCUCUGGACGGAGACGACCUGUUGCUUACAGGAGAGGUGAAGUGGCGCCCUCUGGUGGAGGAGAACGCACAGAGCAUCCUGAAGGUGGUCAAACCCACGUACAACGACACAGGACUGUGACCGACAGACUUCUUGCACUUCGUUUUCCCUUCACCCUGUCCUCAGUUAUGUUUGCUCCUUCUUUCUCUUUAACCACAUAACAGUCUGUCCCUUGUGUUAUGAGAUUUUUAAUUUGACAUGAGGUCUGUUGUUGUAGCUUUUGUUUUUUUUUGUUUGUUUUUCCUUUUGUGUUCCCAAAGCACUUAUUCUCACAAUGAUGUGUCCACCAGAAGUCUGAGUCUGGAGGGUCAUUGUAUAUAUGUAGAACAGACGGUCAGGGAUGAUCAUUUUGGGCCAUGGUGACCCGGCUCGUACACCCGUCAUCCAUCAAACCAACCAAUCUAAACAGGAAAUGCCUCAUCAUCCAUCUUUGUCUUGUUGGGUUUGAGAGUGUCUGCUGCUUCCUCCCUGUGAAACACGCACACGACACUCUGUAUUUAUAUUUUCUCAGUUUUAUAUUGGACUGUCGCGCUGUAUUUAUAAAGUAUUUUGUAUACCUUCCACUUUGCUCUCCUCCUGCAGAGGUGUCGGCUGACACGUCUGUUACUGCUCCUUCACAGUGUUUAAAGUUUUGCUCUGAGUAGGCGAGGCUAAAAUGAUCCUUGUAGGAUGCCAGCCGGUGUUUCUGUGGUUCUCUGUGAUGCUCUCAGACCCCAACAGGAAGCUGAACCCUCAGUGUUGGACGUCAUUUCUGUUUUUAAAAACUGAAUAAAUAAAGUUUUCUCUGCUGCUCCUGA
Archocentrus centrarchus (flier cichlid) is the source of this 1704-nucleotide messenger RNA. It is a transcript of the gene uqcc1, whose product is annotated as ubiquinol-cytochrome c reductase complex assembly factor 1. Gene Ontology annotation, cellular component: mitochondrion. Gene Ontology annotation, biological process: mitochondrial respiratory chain complex III assembly. The transcript has 9 exons. Bases 131 to 988 code for a protein of 285 amino acids. The record is from RefSeq and is a predicted model, not a curated record. Lineage: Eukaryota; Metazoa; Chordata; Actinopteri; Cichliformes; Cichlidae.